AAAAACGACGGCUCGUUCCUUCGUUUCGUCAAGAGGCUCGAAAAUUCGGAUCGUUCGCGAACUACCCCUCACUAGUGUCCACACGCCGUCCGCUUCGUCAGUGUAGAUCGGCUCGCCAUGGCGGAAGGACGCAGAGAACAGCCGCCCCAUCCUCUCCUCUCCCUACCACCGGCCAGCAAGCGACCGUGCCUGCGCCCUGCUCCCCGGGGCCCCGGCCCUGGUCCCGGCCACGGAAGCGGGUUAUCCAACUCUCGGUAUCGUUCCCCGGAGUCCCUGCUUGACUGCGCGGCGAAGGCAGUAGCGGAAAAGUGGGCCUUCGAAAGAGUCGAGGAGCGUUUCGAGCGGAUCCCGGAGCCCGUCCAGCGCCGCAUCGUCUACUGGUCUUUCCCCCGCAACGAAAAGGAGAUAUGCAUGUACUCGUCGUUUCAGUGCCGAGUAGCCGGCGAGGAGGGUCCCGCUGCGGCGACGAGCGGCUCGGGGGGUGCCGCGUCCGGAGCUCCGACCUCCGCCGCUGGUGGUGGCGGCGGCGGAGGAAGCUCCGCCGGUACCACGACGACCGUGGGAACAACCGGAGCUGUGGGAACCGGAGACGCGCUGCCUUUCCGCCGCGGGAUCAAGUUACUGGAGAGCGGCUGUGUGGAAAACGUUUUACAAGUCGGGUUUCACCUGAGCGGCACCGUAACGGAACCCGCCACCACAUCAGAACCGGAGGUGACCCACAAGGUGGCCAUCAGCUUUGAUCGGUGUAAAAUAACCUCGGUCACCUGCGGCUGUGGGAACCGCGACAUUUUCUACUGCGCCCAUGUGGUAGCGCUGUCCCUCUACAGGAUUCGCAAACCCGAACAGGUCAAGCUCCGGUUACCCAUCUCGGAGACGCUGUUCCAGAUGAACAGAGACCAGCUGCAGAAACUGGUCCAGUACCUGAUCACAGCCCAUCACACAGAAGUGCUCCCCACGGCUCAAAAACUGGCCGAUGAGAUCCUCUCGUCCAACUCUGAGAUCAACCAGGUCCACGGUGCCCCCGAUCCGACCGCUGGCGCCAGCAUAAAUGACGACAACUGCUGGCACCUGGAUGAAGAUCAAGUCCGGGAACAAGUCAAGCAGUUUCUGUCCCAGGGAGGAUACUACGGCUCUGGGAAGCAGCUCAACUCCAUGUUUGCAAAGGUGCGCGAGAUGCUCAGAAUGCGAGACUCCAACGGAGCCCGGAUGCUGACACUCAUCACGGAACAGUUCAUGGCAGAUCCACGACUGUCGCUGUGGAGACAGCAGGGCACGGGCAUGACGGACAAAUGCAGGCAGCUUUGGGACGAGCUGGGUGCAUUGUGGGUGUGCGUGGUGCUAAACCCCCACUGCAAGAGCGACGAGAGGAGCGGCUGGCUGAAGCAGCUGAAGAAGUGGAGCGACAUGGACGUGUGCCCGCUGGAGGACGGCAACUACGGCAGCGAGCUCCCAAACAUCACCAACGCUCUGCCGCAGAGCAACCUCGCCCAGGACUCGCUAUCCCGGCCGAGGAGGACCGUGUUCAGCCGCGCCGUCGAGGCGUGCAACCUUCACUGGCAGGGCAGCCACCUCCAGAGGAUCAUCAGCAGCGACUUCUACAUGUCGCCGUCGUACCAACGAGACGAGGACAGCCUGCUGUUUAACCCGCAGGGCCUUCCCCUUUGGCUUGACCAUGUACCGACAGCAUGCGCUCGCGUAGACGCCCUGCGUUCCCACGGUUACUCCCGGGAAGCCUUGCGAUUGGCCGUGGCCAUCAUCAACACGCUCCGCCUCCUGCAGCAGCGUGAAAUGGACAUCUACAAGCACCAAAAGAAAGAGCUUCUCCAGAGGGGCAUGACCACUACGACUAACCUGGAAGGCUGGGUUGGACAUCCUCUAGACCCCAUCGGCUGCCUGUUUACCACCCUCACCGAAACGUGUCGGGUGGAUGACGACAGCACCAUGGACACCGGAGAGGGUGAGCCCAGAAAUCCUGUCUACCAGCAUGUGCCCGUAUGGGGGAGUCAGGAUGGAGGGGAGUCGUACCUGACUCUGGCCCUAGAGGUGACUCUGAUGGGAAUGGGUCAGCAGAGGAUAAUGCCAGAGGGCCUUUAUGCUCAGGAUAAGGUUUGUCGCAAUGAAGAGCAGAUUGUUGGAAAGCUGCAGGAGCUGGAACUGGAUGACCUGCUGGUCCAGACCCUGCGGAAACAGGCCAUACAGCUGCUAGAAGCUGGUCCAUUCAGCGGUCUCGGUGAGGUCAUCCACAGGGAGAGCGUUCCUAUGCACACAUUUGCCAAGUACCUCUUUUCUGCACUGCUGCCACACGAUGCAGACCUGGCAUAUAAAGUGGCUCUCCGUGCCAUGAGGUUGCCAGUUCUGGAGUCGUCUGUCGGCUCCGGUGACGUCAGCCACCCCCAUCACGGCAUUUCCAUCGUUCCGAGUAGAUACCCACGGUGGUUCACACUGGGACACUUGGAGUCGCAGCAGUGUGAGCUAGCGUCGACCAUGCUAACUGCUGCUAAAGGUGACAUGUUGAGAUUGCGGACGGUGCUGGAAGUCAUCCAGAAAAACAUCCACUCCUCUUCGUUAAUCUUCAAGUUGGCCCAGGACGCCUUUAAGAUAGCCACACCCGCAGACAGCCCGCCGGAUAUAACGUUGCUCAAUGUGGCUUUGGAGCUUGGACUUCAGGUGAUGAGGAUGACUCUGUCCACCCUGAAUUGGAGGAGGAGGGAGAUGGUCCGCUGGCUGGUAACAUGUGCUACUGAAGUCGGUCUCCGUGCCCUGGUGAGCAUUCUCCAGAGCUGGUACACGCUCUUCACACCCACCGAGGCCACCAGUAUCGUGGCGGCCACCGUCAUGUCGCACAACACCAUCCUGCGCCUCAACUUGGACUACCCCCAGCGAGAGGAGCUGGCCAGCUGCGCGCGGACGCUGGCGCUGCAGUGCGCCAUGAAGGACCCCCAGAACUGCGCCCUGUCGGCUCUGACGCUCUGCGAGAAAGACCACAUCGCUUUUGAGACGGCAUAUCAGAUUGUGAUCGACGCCGCGUCCACGGGGAUGACGUACUCGCAGCUCUUCACCAUUGCCAGGUACAUGGAGCACCGAGGGUACCCGCUGCGCUCGUUUAAGCUAGCCUCCCUCGCCAUGACUCAUCUGAACCUGGCGUACAACCAGGACACGCACCCGGCCAUUAAUGACGUCCUUUGGGCCUGCGCGCUCAGUCACUCCCUGGGCAAAAACGAGCUCGCCGCCAUUAUCCCCCUUGUGGUGAAAAGCGUGCACUGCGCCACGGUGUUGUCGGACAUCCUGCGGCGCUGCACCAUGACGGCGCCGGGCCUGGCCGGCAUCCCCGGGAGGAGGAACUCUGGGAAGCUGAUGUCGACGGACAAGGCGCCUCUGCGGCAGCUCCUGGACGCCACCAUCUCGGCGUACAUCAACACCACGCACUCUCGGCUGACGCACAUCAGCCCGCGCCACUACGGGGAGUUCAUAGAGUUCCUGAGCAAAGCGCGCGAGACUUUCCUGCUGGCGCAGGACGGCCACAUCCAGUUUGCCCAGUUCAUAGACAACCUCAAACAGAUUUACAAGGGCAAGAAGAAACUCAUGAUGCUGGUCCGGGAACGCUUCGGUUGACCCCUGCCAAACUUUUUUUAUUUUUUUUUAUUAUUUCUAUUUAAAUGUUUAUUUGUUUUUCCACUUCUUAAGUUGAGCCAUUUGUUGAACAUUUUGUUUUUAGCGUCCAGUGUGGUUGUUUAGUUUCUCGAAUGUGAACCAGGAAGUGUUGCCUCCACUUCACCGACAACCCGUUUUCCACUGCAGCCGACAUUGGCGCUGGUGCACAGUUCACAGCUGGACUUGAACCCGUGUGGGCCAUGAGCAGGCUCUACACCCGAUUCUUUUUCCAUUGUCAUGGUAUCGUUACAUCACAGGGGUUAGCGAUUUAAUAUCAACUCAUUCGCUAGUGGACAUUACCUUUAGCCAAAAUAAACGACUAUACCAACAUAAACAACAUAAAAACAUGAAAAUUAUUUAUUUACAAAUAUAACACCAUUUGGGGGCAGCACGGCGGUCGAGUGGUUAGCGCGCAGACUUCACAGCUAGGAGACCAGGGUUCAAUUGCACCCUCGGGCAUCUCUGUGUGGGGUUUUGCAUGUUCUCCCCGUGCAUGCGUGGGUUUUCUCCGGGUACUCCGGUUUCCUCCCACAUUCCAAAAACAUGCUAGGUUAAUUAGCGACUCCAAAUUGUCCAUAGGUAUGAAUGUGAGUGUGAAUGGUUGGGCAAACUACAGCCCGGGGGCCACAUCCGGCCCGCCAAGUGUGUGAAUACGGCCCGCCCGUUCUUUCCAAAGUAUUGAAUUUAAACUUAACAUACAACCUUGCAGGGCUGCACGGCCGAUGAGUGGUUAGCACGCAGACCUCACAGCUAGGAGACCUGAGUUCAAUUCCACCCUCUGCAAUCUCUGUGUGGAGUUUGCAUGUUCUCCCUGGGCAUGCGUGGGUUUUCUCCGGGUUUUCUCCCACAUUCCAAAAACAUGCUAGGUUAAUUAGCGACUCCAAAUUGUCCAUAGGUAUGAAUGUGAGUGUGAAUGGUUGUUUGGCUAUAUGUGCCCUGUGAUUGGCUGGCGACCAGUCCAGGGUGUACCCCGCCUCUCGCCCGAAGACAGCUGGGAUAGGCUCCAGCACUCCCCGCAACCCUCGUGAGGAAAAGCGAUAGAAAAUGAAUGAAUGACCACCAUUUGGUGCAUGCGUAAACCUUCCAAUGCGUAAACGUCUGCGUGCUACACUCCAUGUAGAGCCUAUGAGUCACAGAAUUGGCUAAUAAAUAUGGAAUUUACUCUCUAACACAGAACGUAGACGGAGGACUCGUGAAAAGAAGUAUUUCCCAGGCGAUACAAACGGCAAACAACCCUCUGUCAACCUCAACACGGAGCGUGAAUUGAAGCCAGCGGGAGUUUAAAUAAAGUUAAAACGACGGUUUAACACCCCACUACGCACCAAUUCAGCACCGUGACAAUGGAAAAGCAAAACCAGUUCUGAACCAGCCACAGUGGAAAAAAAAGGUAUGAAGACUUGCGGGGUGGGUGGAGUGGGCGGAAUCGCUAUACAAGACCCGAUAGAAGACAGCCCCAACCCCCCCAAACGAAUGUUAAAUCCCAUGUGAAAAAGUGAUAAGAUUGUGAAAAGUAGCUUUUGUUGUUAUGCGGCGCACCGGCGUACAUAAAGAAACCAAACCAUUUGUGUUUUUAACCCACUUGAGAGUGUUACUGUCAUACCUCCACUGUAUUAUUUAUCAGCUUUAGACAAUACACGACUCCAAAUAUCGACACUACAGUAUCAUGUGGAAGCGGUUCCGAGUUAAUAUCUUAAAACUUUUCCAUCGUACUCGCAAGAGAUGUCGACAUUACCAAAAGUGUGCAUGUGUCAUGGGACGGAGAAGCUGAAAUCUGAUUGGAGGAGAAAAAAUAAUACACAUACAUGCCAAGAUUACAGACUGUUGGGAAUGAAUGAAUAUGAUCUUAAUGUGGUAACUAUGGUGCGCUCAAGGACCAUGGAACAAAGUAGGAAAUCUCACCACUUGAUUAAAAAAAUGCAGCAUAAGUAAAGCGUAAAAAAAAAAAAAAACAUUUUAAAAUGGCGGCCUUUUUAACGGUGAUACACACAAGAUCAUGAAUGAACAAACAGAAUCGGUGUUACAACUGUGGUGCAUUGAAGGACCGUAGAACAAAGUAGGAAAUCUCACCUUUUGAUGAAAAAGCAGUAUAAGUGAAGCGUUAAAAAAAACAUUUUCAAAUUGUGGGCUUUUUAACAAUGAUACACAUAAGAUAAUGCAUGGACAGAAUUGGUGUCACAACUAUGGUGUGUUCAAGGACCAUGGAACAAAGUAGUACAUCUCACCACUUGAUGAAAAAGCAGCAUAAGUGAAGCGUUUAAAAAAAACAUUUUCAAAUUGUGGGCUUUUUAACAGUGAUACACACAAGAUGAUGCAUGGACAGAAUCGGUGUCACAACUAUGGUGUGUUCAAGGACCAUGGAACAAAGUAGUAAAUCUCACCACUUGAUGAAAAAGCAGCAUAAGUGAAGCGUUUAAAAAAAAAAACAUUUUCAAAUUGUGGGCUUUUUAACAGUGAUACACACAAGAUGAUGCAUGGACAGACAGAAUCGGUGUCACAACUGUGAUGCGUUCAAGGACCAUGGAACAAAGUAGGAAACUUUUUAACAGUGAUACACACAAGAAUGAAAUUUAUGAAACAAAUACUAGACGUGGUAAAUGUAAACACAGACCGUAAACACACCACGCCGUCCACGCUGACCCACUCUCACACUCACAGGAUAUACAGUAUACCGACAAUAAAUAAAAAAAACACUCCGUACUGUGCGGGUGGGUAAAGCAAGCGCUCCUUUUUUCUCCUGUCUGUGACGUUAACGGCAUGUCGGAACUUCCCAGAGUGGGAAAAAAAAACCCAUCGCGCACACCUUAUCACCCACUGGAAAAGUGCAAAAUGUUAGCUGGGGACCAUAGCAGCUGCUCUGAGCGUGUACCCGAAUACAGUGCACCUUGCUGGGCCACAGCAGGUUAUAAAUACUCCUUCCGCUCGGGAGUCAGUGAGGAAACGGUAACUCUUUCUUCGGCGGCAGCCAAUCAUGAGCUAUCACAGUCUUGAGUCACUGAGAACACUGAAUUCAUCACACAGCAGCUUAACACAAAUAUACAGACAUGUACCAAUACGAGUAUGUUUUCCCCCAUUGGGGUACUGCAAUGACGUCAGCCUCCCUCUGGUGGACAGAGGCAGAGCCGCCGAUCCAUUUUUGGACAUCCCGAGCUAGCGAGCUUGUUGCUUGAUUUUAGCGAAUGGGGCGAGGUGGUACGCUCGUCCUGCAGUUCAGCACUUGACUCAAAUACCUCUUCAGUACUGUUGUUUAUUUAUUCAUGGUGGUCGGCAGGAGGGUCGGGAAAACAAAAAAAAAAAAAACGGGACAUUUUCUUUUCCCUAACAGUUCGUGAGAGGUGAACUGUCCCGCUUCCGUAUUUUUUUUUUAUUAUUUUGCCGUGGUUGCUUUUUUUUUUUUUUGUCUUGUAUGUUUUGCUAUUGAAGAAACACCGAAGAAUGAAAAGGAAAACAAGAGGCUAACCUUAGUUCUCAGGGACAUCACUUAAAGAAACAAAACAAAAGGAGAAAAAAAAAGUAGUAGCAUUUAAAGUAUUGUAAAUAUGAAAAAGUGUCAAUUGAGAAAAAUUGUAAAAUGAUAAUUAUUUAUGAUACGUAUGUUGUGUUUUGUUUGUGGUGGGAGUGAACUGUUUUGGAUGUGUGUGUGGGGG
This is a messenger RNA of Doryrhamphus excisus (bluestripe pipefish), 7295 nucleotides long. It is a transcript of the gene zswim5, whose product is annotated as zinc finger, SWIM-type containing 5. Lineage: Eukaryota; Metazoa; Chordata; Actinopteri; Syngnathiformes; Syngnathidae. Gene Ontology annotation, cellular component: Cul2-RING ubiquitin ligase complex. The record is from RefSeq and is a predicted model, not a curated record.